AUGGGUCUGGCCUGUGGGCAGGAUCCAGAAAUUGUCAAAACGAUUUGUAGCUGGGUGAGGAAGGCAGUGAAGAUACCGUUCUUCCCUAAAAUGACUCCCAACAUCACUGAUAUCCGUGCGAUCGCUCGAGCUGCCAAAGAAGGAGGAGCUGAUGGGGUUACCGCCACGAACACGGUAUCAGGACUCAUGCAUAUGAAGGCUAAUGGAACCGCGUGGCCAGCAGUUGGAAUGGAAAAAAGGACAACAUACGGUGGAAUGUCUGGAUCGGCUAUUCGGCCCAUUGCUCUCAAAGCAGUAUCCGCUAUUGCUAAUGAUCUGGAAGGAUUCCCUAUAAUGGCAACCGGUGGUAUAGAAAGUGCUGAAACGGGCUUAGCAUUCCUAUCUGCCGGUGCUUCUGUCCUUCAGGACGUGAUUGGCUCCGCUCUUCCACGGAUUGGGCCUUACGUCACUCUAGACAACCAGCUCCAAAAAGUCGCCCUCAUUGAUGAUGACAUGUGCAUCAAUUGUGGAAAGUGCUAUAUGGCCUGUAAUGAUUCGGGUUACCAAGCCAUUUCCUUUAACAAAGAAACUCAUGUACCAAAAGUAAAUGAAGAUGAUUGUACUGGUUGUACCCUAUGUUACAGUGUCUGCCCUAUCCCAGAAUGUAUUCAAAUGGUACCGAGGAAAGGUCCAUGGAAAGCUCCAUAUCGUGGAGUGAAGCCUGCAUUUGAGCCGGGAACUCCUCGCGUUGUAAAAGUUAACACCAAUGGAAAGGUUAUCUUAGAAAAUUAG
This is a messenger RNA of Haemonchus placei, 771 nucleotides long. The record is from the annotation of a GenBank genome assembly. NCBI's taxonomy places the organism in Eukaryota, Metazoa, Nematoda, Chromadorea, Rhabditida, Trichostrongylidae.